GUUGAUGAAUGUGAUGAGUACCCUAUUUGGGCGAAUUCAAGGCCGCCCAAGAAAAAGAAGACAACCUGUAACCGAUGGUUGCGCUUUUCCUAAGUUAACUCGAGUACGUCUUAAUUCAACGUGCGUCGUGGUCACCAUGGUUGGAAAACCGAGAAAGCGUCUGAGUCUCGGAGAAAAACAUCAGUAUGUUCAUUUUGGUAAACCCCGCCUUCCGUCCCGCACAUUCUCUCUCGGAAUCCUCCGUCUUCUUCUCCGCCACCUUCCUUUAUUCGGCCUAGUACCCUCUCAAAAUGGAAGUUGUUACACUUAUCCAGGCCUCAGGGUCUUGCAGCGGCCCGGGAGCUUGGCACUACGCUACGCCGGCUCAUCUUGACGCUUAGAGAUGUCUCAACGCUCAACAUGACUCAACGCUUAGGGACUGAUAAGUCUCACGCAGCAAUGACAAAGAUGAAGCGAACCCACAACCCACAGCAGAAGUGAGCAAAAAUAAACAAGAGAGAACUCGCGAUAUAGGUGAUGCAAGCACGAGUAAAAGCAAGUAAUAUUGUGUGUAGGGUAUCAAAAACAUCUCUUCUGUUGAGUCACAGCGGAAGGGCCAAAAGCUAGACGGAGACUUCUCCGGUUCUGGCAAGACUUUUGGUGAUCAGACAAGAUCGACGGGUGUUUAGACCCGACGCCAUCUUGCAAGCCUCCCCCGUUCAACACUCAUUCCAAUCCCAUUCUUCUCCUUUCGUUUCAUCGCAUCUUUUCAACGGGGUAUGCACACAUCCUUGAAUAAUCCAAUCCAGCCCUUCAAGCCAAAAUGUGUAUCCUGUUCUCUCGGGCCAACGUUUUCCUUCCAGCCGUAGGAACCAUGUAAUCAAAAAUGAAGUCCAAGAAGAUGGAGAUGAAGAAGAAUAGAAAACAUGAUACAGGGACAAGGUAACCAAAAAGAAAGAAGAAGAAAAAAGAAAGAAAGAAGGAAAAGGAAGAAAAAGCUAGCCGCGACGGAUGAAUGUGGCUGAUAAAAUAAACAGCAAAGUCCUAAAUCUGCGACGAUGAAAAAUGGAAGCGAACUGAUACUAUUCAAGGACGGCUCAGUCAAGCACAACCUUCAAACGGGCCAUGGAACUUCCGGCUUCUCGUAUCGCUUAUUGAACAAAAGGCACGUGUCCUAAGUCAGCCACAGCUUUUGUAGGUUGUCUGGCCUUGCAAAAAGAAGCAUGGAUGCCGGCGAACAUGCCUGCACGUUGUGUAACGUUCGAAGACAUUUUCGUUCCUCCAAGCGGGAGAACCAAGGCAGCCUGCCAUAUGCAUCUGCUGGAUCGCAAUACUGUCG
Messenger RNA from Neurospora crassa OR74A, 1318 nucleotides. RefSeq lists its product as hypothetical. The record is from RefSeq and is a predicted model, not a curated record. NCBI's taxonomy places the organism in Eukaryota, Fungi, Ascomycota, Sordariomycetes, Sordariales, Sordariaceae. Bases 5 to 373 code for a protein of 122 amino acids. The transcript has a single exon.